Messenger RNA from Sodiomyces alkalinus F11, 1737 nucleotides. RefSeq lists its product as hypothetical. The transcript has 2 exons. The record is from RefSeq and is a predicted model, not a curated record. The coding region runs from base 301 to 1302 and encodes 333 amino acids. Lineage: Eukaryota; Fungi; Ascomycota; Sordariomycetes; Glomerellales; Plectosphaerellaceae.
CCUACUUCGUGCGUAUCCGUACAUAAGAGUCAAGCUCGAACGCGAAACAUCCACACUCAGUACCUACCUAAAAGGCGAUACACAAGCCCAAAGGCCACCCGCCCUUUCAACAUUCUUUCCAAUGCUGUCACCGUCAUGACAUCGCAACUCGCUACGAGCAUCGCCGCCAUGCGUAUUUGUAUUCCUGCGAGACCGAAGCCAUGUUCCCUCUUCGCCUCUUGCCGGACCGGUCCGACAGCAGCACCGCACAGCGUGCUACCGUUCCGGCUCUUCCAGUCUUCAAGCUCCUCCAGCUCUGCAAUGGCUGAGCCUCAACCGGAAGAUGAAGGUGCAGCUCCCACUCGAGUACGGCAGGGCGUAUCUGCGAAUGCCACGGAGGCUGCUGCUGCAAGGGCCCCAUCACGGACUACAAUACCUUCGACCACCGAACCGACCGCCUCGUCACGUUGCCAUCUCGCCCAAGCCCAGUCGACGACUCUACCACAAGCACGACAAGGUGAAAGGGAUCGGCUACCCCAGCGGUACUUCGACCCCUCCAACCUUUCAAAUGAAUCACUAGAUGAGAACGCGACCCCUGGAUCGCGGGGCAAGCCGCCAGAUGACAACAGGGCUAAUUUAGGUCGAACCCUUCGCAUCCUCCAAGACCGACUCCCGACUCUCCUACAAACCCCAUUACAACAAGACAUCCUCGCCCCGAACAUCUCCCUCCACCUCUUCCCUUCCACCCACCCGCACCUCCCCACCGUCUCGGGCCGCGUAGCCUACACCGCCGCCCUCUGGACGUCCCCCAUAGCCUGGAACCGCGUCCCCGUCAUCGGCAACGUAAAACUCGCCAUUCUCUCCGCUCGCAUGACGCGGGAACCCGUCCCCGGCGCUCCCCUACGCCAGGGGAGCGUCCCCGACCAGCUCGUCGUCCGGUGGUGCACCUGCGGCGGCCCGGGGCACGGGUCACACGACCACCUCGCUCCAGCUGCGUCGGACCCCACUACUAGCAGCACCAGCAACGAUACCAACAUCAACAGCAGCAGCAACAAUGGUAAUACGAAUAAGAACGGCGGGAAGAGGAGUAACGAGAAGCAUUUUUCCGGCCUCUUCAUCUUCCAGUUCGACCGCGAGGGGCGUAUCCUCAGCCACACCAUCGAAACCGUCGAGGGCGGCGGCGACUGGGAGAAGGGCAUGGGCGCCAAGUUCGUCGGCUUGACGGACUGGCUCCUGGGCGGGUUGGGCAGAGCGGAGCCGUCGCCUGCCUUCCGCCGCUUGCCUGAUCGUUUCACCGGGCCCCGGCCCUCUGAAGGGAGAUAGGAAAAGAACGGGAAGUGUGGAGGGAGUAGGAGAGAAGGUCCAAGUCAAUCAAAGUCGAGAGUGAUAAAGGCUCGGUUGGAGAUCCGGUAGGAUGGGAUUUGUGACACUACAGUAACGCCCCCUUUAUUCUUUUUUUUAUUCUUUUUUUUUUUUUUGGCUUCGGCUCAGGAACUGGACGGAUAUGUCAAGUCUGCGUCUGUAACAUAGUGGUUCUUCAUCGUGGGUGGUGUUCUUCUCUGCACAGAGCGCCGAUAGAAUUGCGCGGGGCAGCAGUAUGGACGAAGUCGCUCUUAUUCAUCUCUUUCGGCGUUUCUUAUUUUAUUCUACACCGAGGCGUCGGGAACGUAGAUUUCGAGUAGCGGUAGCGCACCCAACUCUGCUCUUGAUGAAUAUUGUCUAGAUAGUCAAGUCUCUCACCUUUAGGGAAAGCGUCGG